Molecule: messenger RNA, 251 nt
Organism: Staurois parvus
Lineage: Eukaryota; Metazoa; Chordata; Amphibia; Anura; Ranidae
Source: the annotation of a GenBank genome assembly
UCUUUUUUUUUACACUGAUUGUUUUUACACCCAUAAAGGCUGUAAAAGCAAUCAUUUCUCCUUCUCUUUGGCUGCAUUCUUGCAGCCAUUGAGAAAUACUGUGUGAGCUGUGAUUGGUCACAGCUUGUCACAUGGUACAAGGCUGUUAUUUCACACUAGGUGACAUCUUGCUUACUACUCUGCAUGUGAUCACUGAUUGGCCAAUCAGUGAUCACAUGAUCGGGACCUCACACAGAGGUCCCAUACAACGA